Setaria italica (foxtail millet) is the source of this 1819-nucleotide messenger RNA. Its product is annotated as berberine bridge enzyme-like 18. Lineage: Eukaryota; Viridiplantae; Streptophyta; Magnoliopsida; Poales; Poaceae. The record is from RefSeq and is a predicted model, not a curated record. Gene Ontology annotation, molecular function: FAD binding; oxidoreductase activity. The coding region runs from base 8 to 1639 and encodes 543 amino acids. The transcript has a single exon.
CGGUGCCAUGCAAGCACUAGUACUGCAAAGUUUGCAGGAAGAGCAAAAGAUCAUGGCCAUGGCGAGAAGCAGCUUAGCGCCGGCGUUCGUCGUCUUCGCCUUGUUCUGCUGCUACGCCUCCACCACCGUCUCUUCCCAAGCUUCGUCAUCGUCCGAUGGCUUCCUCAAGUGUCUCUCGGCGAGCAUCCCCAGCCAGCUCGUGUUCACGCAGAGCUCCCCUUCGUUCACGCCGCUGCUCAAGUCAUCCAUCCGGAACCCCAAGUUCUUCACGCCCAGCACGGUGCGGCCGCUCUACAUCGUCACGCCCACCAAUGCCUCCCACGUCCAGGCCGCCGUGGUCUGCGGCCGCCGGAGCGGGAUGCGCAUCCGCGUCCGCAGCGGCGGCCACGACUACGAGGGCCUCUCGUACCGGGCCGUGCGCCCCGAGCCGUUCGCCGUGCUCGACCUGUCCAAUCUCCGCGCCGUGCGCGUCGACCCGCAGGCGGCGACGGCGUGGGUCGACUCCGGCGCUACGCUCGGCGAGCUCUACUACGCCGUCGGAAAGGCGAGCGGCGUGCUGGGGUUCCCGGCCGGCCUGUGCCCGACCGUCGGCGUGGGGGGACACUUCAGCGGCGGUGGCUUCGGCAUGCUGCUGCGCAAGUACGGCCUGGCUGUCGACCACGUCGUCGACGCCGUGCUGGUGGACGCCAGGGGGAGGCUCCUCAACAAGAACACCAUGGGGAGCGACGUGUUCUGGGCCAUCCGCGGCGGCAGCGGCGAGAGCUUCGGCGUCGUGCUGUCGUGGCAGGUGAGGCUCGUGCCCGUGCCGCCCAAGGUCACGGUGUUCAACCUCCCGGUGACCGCCAGCCAGGGCGCCGUCGACGUGGUCGCGAGGUGGCAGCAGGUCGCGCCGGCCCUGCCCGACGACCUCAUGAUCAGGGUGGUCGUGCAGCAGAAGACGGCCAACUUCCAGUCCCUGUUCCUCGGCACCUGCGACGCACUCCUGCCGUUGAUGAGCAGCCGCUUCCCGGAGCUCAAAUUCAACCGCACCUACUGCAAGGAGAUGACGUGGAUCCAAUCCGUGCCCUACAUCUACCUCGGCAGCGGUUCCACCGUGGAGGACCUCCUGAACCGGACCACCGCCGCGUCCGUCUUCAGCAGCGGCUACAAGGCCACGUCGGACUACGUCCGGAAGGCCAUCCCCCGCGACGUGUGGACCAACAUCUUCACCCAGCUCGCGCAGCCCAACGCCGGGCUCAUGAUCCUGGACCCCUACGGCGGGCAGAUCGCCGCCGUGCCGGAGGCGGCGACGCCGUACCCGCACCGCGCCGGCGUGCUGUACAACAUCCAGUACAUGAACUUCUGGCCCAUGGCUACGGCGGACGGGUCCGUGCAGACCAAGUGGAUAAGGGACUUCUACGCGUUCAUGGCGCCGUACGUGAGCUCAAACCCGAGGGAGGCCUACUUCAACUACAGGGACCUUGACCUCGGCGAGAACGUCGUUGUAGGCAACGUCAGCAGCUACCAGGCUGGAAUGGUGUGGGGGCAGAAAUACUUCAAGGGUAAUUAUCAGAGACUCGCGAUGGCGAAGGGCGAGAUCGACCCCGACGACUACUUCAGGAACGAGCAGAGCAUCCCGCCACUUGCCAAGAGCAAGUGACCAGCAAAAUGGCGCGCCCAUGGUUAAAACGAAUUUGGUUUGUGCUGGCCGCUUUCUUAUGCGUACAUGCAUGGUAGUAGCUACACAUUUAACUGUAUAUCUACAUGUAUUUGUACCUUCAAAAAAAUUCAUAAAAUUACACAACGUGAACGUGUGCUUAGCACAAAACUCUGCAUUUAA